UGGUUGGUAGAUGCCGGAGUCGGUGCUUCACUCUUAAGGUUCCCCGAGCCACAGGCGGCGGAGGGUCGAACACCUUGGGGCUGCUUUUAGGCGGAGCAAAUUUGGACCUCUGAGCCCGGCUCCGCCCGCAGCUAUCAUCGUGUGGUUUGUAUCAGGAAUGAAAUCAUCUGAGAGCUCAGAGCAGAAACCUUUUUGGUCAACAUGGAGGAUAAAAGAAGGCGAGCCCGAGUGCAGGGAGCCUGGGCUGCACCGGCCCAGAGCCCAGCGACUGUGCAGCCAGCUACCACUGCUAGGAGCCAUCUCCAUCAGACUUCUGGUCAGACCUGGAGGAACAAGGAGCAUCAUCUAUCUGACAGAGAGUUUGUGUUCAGAGAACCCCAGCAGGUAGUGCGUAGAGCUCCAGAACCACGCGUGAUUGACAGGGAGGGUGUGUAUGAAAUCAGCCUGGCACCCUCAGGUGUAUCUAGGGUGUGCUUGUAUCCCGGCUUCAUUGACUUGAAAGAAGCUGACUGGAUGUUGCAACAGCUUUGUCGUGAUGUCCUCUGGAAACAGAGGAUGGGCAUCAGAGAGGAUAUAACUUAUCCGCAACCAAGACUUACAGCAUGGUAUGGAGAACUUCCGUACACUUAUUCAAGAAUCACUAUGGAACCAAAUCCUCACUGGCAUCCUGUGCUGAGCACCCUGAAGAACCGCAUCGAAGGGAACACUGGCCACACCUUCAACUCCUUACUCUGCAAUCUGUAUCGGAACGAGAAGGACAGCGUGGACUGGCACAGCGAUGAUGAACCCUCACUAGGGAGGUGCCCUGUCAUUGCUUCGCUCAGUUUUGGUGCCACCCGCACUUUUGAGAUGAGAAAGAAGCCCCCACCUGAGGAGAAUGGAGACUACACAUUUGUGGAGAGGGUGAAGAUUCCCUUGGAUCACGGGACCUUGUUAAUCAUGGAAGGAGCCACCCAGGCUGACUGGCAGCAUCGAGUGCCCAAGGAAUACCACUGCAGAGAACCGAGAGUAAACCUGACCUUUCGGACAGUUUAUCCACACCCUUGAGGGGGCUCCUUGGUGAUGGAGGUCCUGGCUAGAACAGGACCACGCCAACGCUGAGCAGCCCUUCCGCCGGAAGAAGCUUUGAGAGGCUACUCCAGAUGAUCUCGUGAUGGGGCUGUUUGGAAGAUGGUGGCGUUGCUUCCCAGCCUGGAGUCCUAUUAAAUGAGAGCCACCAGCAGUUCAUGUUGGUAAUAUGUCUACUGUGGGGACGGUUAUUCCAAAGCACAUCUCAAGAUUGCACCUUAUCUUUAGGCAAAUUAAAACUGCUGUGACUGUGCUCACAGAUGAUUUGCUCCAGAAGCUGCUUUUCUCCUGCCCUCUCCCUGUAACUUGAAGAAAUACAAAUGGCCUUGUGCCUCUGGGGAGAAUCUGCACGUGUUUAUUCCUUAAUGACAUUUGCGAAGUGGAGAUAUAAAUGUGCGUCAGUGACUCUGGAGCCUUCCGUAGGCAGACAGCUGCCAAAACCCAAACAGAGGUGGCUUCUCGGGGCUGUGUUGAAGUCUGUCUUGGCUCCUUAACAUCUCAGCUCGUGUGUUAUUGCAGUGGAAAGCUGUGCAUUCAGGGGACACUGUGUUUAACUGAGCCUCCUGACCUAUCAGUCUUCCUGGACCCGUUGAGACAGGUUACAGGCCUCCGCACAGAGUGAAGGCAGUGCAGCCAGGCCCUGGGCUACCUGUGACACCAGAGAAAACUGUCCCCUUAAAGGAAAGCAGGAAUGAGCGUGUCGGGAGAAGUAGCAGGCUGAAAUCUGGCUGAAGAGAGCAAAUACCGGUUAGUGACAGCUGUUCCACAUAGAUUAGUUUCCUCUAGAGAAUUACUUGAGUCAUUUAAACCCAAGCCAGAUGGAAGCAGGAGCAGUCCUGCAGGGAAUAGACUCGAUUACCUCAUGGUUCUCUUCACCUUAGAUUUCAGUAGUCCCAUGACUAAGGCUCUCUUCUGACUCAGUGUUCCCUUACACACAAGCUCCCCAGGUUCAAGGGUUAGCCUGUGAUGUCACCAGGGUUCCCAAAACAGAACAGAGUGGCUGCCCCCUAUUGCAUCAUAAAAGCAUGUGUCUCCUUGACCUCUUGUCUCCAGAGCAGUGUGCCAGGUUAAUUCCAAAUAAGAUUUGGAACUGAGAAAAAAACAGUUGAUUUAAAUGGAUGAAAGUAGGGCAGGGGAGUUAGUGUUUCUCUCUCUGCCUGUGGGGAAAAUUUACAGCAUUUUCUUGCUUCUUAUCCUGUUUCCAUUCCAUGCUGUAAGAUCAGCGAUCCCGUGAUCACGGUGAGGUGCCAGAAUGCGCAGGCUCACUCAGCUCAGGUGUGACUCCAUGCCUGGCUGGGCUCUGCUCUCCCACACGCUUUCUAGCUCCCUGCCCUGGAGUCUGGUUUUUGUGAGUUGGGGUUUUUUUCUUUUUUUUUAAUGUAUAUAGUUCCUUUUUUGUAAGAAAUACUAAAUGCUUCAUACAAUUAUGAACAUCAUACUGUGCCUUCCUAGUAAAGGUACAAAUCACUGUGA
Molecule: messenger RNA, 2541 nt
Organism: Sciurus carolinensis (gray squirrel)
Lineage: Eukaryota; Metazoa; Chordata; Mammalia; Rodentia; Sciuridae
Gene: Alkbh3
Product: alkB homolog 3, alpha-ketoglutarate dependent dioxygenase
Exons: 10
Coding region: 202-1047 (281 amino acids)
Biological process (GO): DNA repair; DNA alkylation repair
Cellular component (GO): nucleus
Molecular function (GO): dioxygenase activity
Source: RefSeq, a predicted model, not a curated record